This is a messenger RNA of Symbiodinium sp. CCMP2456, 1653 nucleotides long. Lineage: Eukaryota; Dinophyceae; Suessiales; Symbiodiniaceae. The record is from the annotation of a GenBank genome assembly.
AUGGUGCUUCGCUUUGCCAAUUGCUUGCUGGCCUUAUUCACAGCAGUUUCAGAGCGGUCAGUACUUUGCCGGCCUUAUUCCAAGUGCAGGUUCCGCAAUGAGACUUGCCGCGCUCUACCUCCACGGAUCAAAAUGAGUAGGGAGGCCGUUGGCGAUCACUUCAACACAUUGGUUCACUACUCACGACGGAUACCCCGGCCACUGACAGUGCUGCACAUCGGCACCAACGACCUAAAUGACUAUGAGUUGGAGUGGUACUUUGACUUGAAGAGGCACACCCAGGAUUCGCUGCGCCUGGUCUUCGUGGAACCCCAGCCCGCCGUCUUACGGCGGCUGCAGGAGCGAGUGCGGCUCUUUCUAGGGCACCUCCACAGUCCAGUGCAGUUUUUGGAGGCCGCGCUUUGCUCCGAGGAGCGCUCCGAAGUGGUCUUCUACACGGUCUCUGAGCGAAUCUACCGGGACUUCCCGAAGUACGAGAUUCCCCGAAGCAUGAUCGCCAGGAUUAGCUCUCUCUCCCGGCUGCACGUCAUCGACCUUAUCAUGCGCUUCGCGCACGCAGAGGACUUCCUAGAGAGGCCCGAGCUAGUGGAGGCCUACAUCGACCAGACUUCUGUGAGGUGUCGGACGGCAAAUGGUUUGCUGCAAGAGGUGGGCCUCGACCCCGCGGAGGUGGAUGUCUUUGUCUCUGACUUGGAGGGCUACGACACGCAGCUGCUCCCAUACUUCCUAGAGCUGGAAGGCUUUCGGCCGACAUCUUUGACCUUUGAGCACCUUUGGCAGCUCGCCCCAGAGCUGGUGACGCGCUGGGCAGUGCGGGAUUUGGCUGUCAAGGGCUACACCGUCCAUUGCCACUUUGCAGACGUGGUGGCCCUGUCGAAUCUGAACCGGCAGGAGCUGGUGGGAGGCAGGCAAGGCACGCCAGGUUUGCUACCAUCCUUCGAGGAGGAGGUCCGCCGCUUCGGUUCCGGGAGAGGGAAUCGGGAUAUAGAGUUUGCGUUCAUGUUCGUCUCGCCAUGUCUGCCCUUGGUGCUGGCUACACACAUGUUCGGCAUGUAUGACUACCACAACUGUCCUCUGCGCAAAAUCUCUCUGUCAACUCGACUAGAGAAUAUUGCGGAGAGGGAGGGGCCUGUCGUGCUUCCGGCAGGCAGCAUUGUCAUGGUGGACACGGACUCUCUUCACACCUUUCUGGACUUCAGCAGUCAGCUGCAGUCGCCGGUCGUAUUAGUUGUGGGACGACACCGUAGAAGCCACUGGCAAAGGCAAGACUUCCAGCUGAAGUCUGUGCUUGAGGAGCUUCUGCGCAACACUUUUAUCCGACAUAUCUUCAUGCAGAACCCAGAGCUGCAGCAUCCUGACUACGAGGGCCUGCCCAUGGGCUUCAACCCAGACCAGGCCGGAUCCCUCACCCACCUGGGUCGGGAGUUGGCUUUGGCCGAGGAGGCCGGCCGCUUGACGAUGGCGGCCAAGAGGGCGUCGCCUGCCUCCAGCUUGGUGCACGUGAGUUUCCUGACGCGCGGGACCACGCGACGUCACCGGCCAGACUGGUUCCCAUCUGGACUCCCGCAGAACUUCUCAGACUACACAGCUUCGCUUGUGCCCUGGCACUUUCAUUUCUUUGUCAGUUGCUUGGUGAAGCAGUGCUUGUCAUAA